Molecule: messenger RNA, 507 nt
Organism: Helianthus annuus (common sunflower)
Lineage: Eukaryota; Viridiplantae; Streptophyta; Magnoliopsida; Asterales; Asteraceae
Exons: 1
Coding region: 1-507 (168 amino acids)
Source: RefSeq, a predicted model, not a curated record
AUGGUGGAAGAAAUACCGGUGCUUUUCCCACCCGAUAGCAGUAAUUCAUCCAAUAGUAGCAUAAGUUUUUUCCAAACACUCAUCGACGAAGCCGAACUACAAGAUACCAACACAUCUAGUAAGAAACAUUAUCUUUGUCGCCAUCGUGAGAGUGGCCACGAAGCCCUUAUGGUAGAUUAUUUUGUCGAGGAACCGAAAUACAACGAAAAUAUUUUUUGUCAUAGGUUUCGUAUGUCAAAACGUUUGUUUCUAAAAAUUGUGAGCAACGUGGAAGCGAAUAACCCGUGGUUUGAAGAGGGCGUAGAUGUGAGAAUGAAGAAGAGUUUUACACCAUUGCAAAAAGUUACAUUGGCUAUUAAACAACUUGCAACAGGUAACCCUCCAGACGAGAACGACGAGUAUUUAUAUAUGGCCGAAAGGACUUCCCGCGAGUGUCUAGAAUAUUUCUGCGAAACGGUUUGUAAAAUAUACGCUCCCAAGUUCUUAUGUAGGCCAACAAGCCUGUAA